Messenger RNA from Parnassius mnemosyne (clouded apollo), 237 nucleotides. Lineage: Eukaryota; Metazoa; Arthropoda; Insecta; Lepidoptera; Papilionidae. The record is from the annotation of a GenBank genome assembly.
AUGAGCUGCAAACGUCAGUGCAUUCAAAAUGUCCGAACAAGACGGUGCGUCUACAAUGAGAAAAAAAUUGUUAAUAAAAAGACAUGGAAAAAAACAAUAAGAAAAUAUUGCAGAAACAAGGGCUUAUCGUAUGUGAAUACAAAAAAUAAAGAAGUGAGUGAAAAAAGUGAGCCAAGUGAGGUUUCUUGCAAAUGCCAGUUUUCGUGUACCUGUUUGACAUUGGAAUACUCCAACUGA